This is a messenger RNA of Sclerotinia sclerotiorum 1980 UF-70, 1389 nucleotides long. RefSeq lists its product as hypothetical. Gene Ontology annotation, molecular function: transmembrane transporter activity. The record is from RefSeq and is a predicted model, not a curated record. The transcript has 6 exons. Gene Ontology annotation, biological process: transmembrane transport. Gene Ontology annotation, cellular component: membrane. Lineage: Eukaryota; Fungi; Ascomycota; Leotiomycetes; Helotiales; Sclerotiniaceae. Bases 1 to 1389 code for a protein of 462 amino acids.
AUGGCGGCCUCAAGUCAAGAUGCUGCGUUGGCAACUAUGGGAUACACGGCUGAAUUGCCUCGUUCCCUAAGUAUGAUGAGUAUUCUGGGCCUAUCAUUCGCUAUUAUGGCAGUUCCAUUCGGUCUCAGCACGACAUUCGCUUACUCCCUGACCGAUGGUCAAUCUGUGACCGUCUUAUAUGGCUGGGUCUUCGUAUCAUUUAUAUCACUUUCUAUCGCCGCAUCAUUGGCUGAGAUUUGUAGUGUGUAUCCAACAUCUGGAGGCGUAUAUUACUGGUCUGCUAUGCUUAGUACCAGAAAGUAUGCUCCUGUUGUUUCCUGGAUCACGGGUUGGUUGACUUUGGUGGGCAAUUGGACUGUGACUUUGUCCAUCAACUUUUCGGGGGCACAACUAAUUCUAAGUUCUAUCACGGUCUUUAACGAGGAUUUCGUAGCCAAUGCAUGGCAAACCGUCCUAUGUUUCUGGGCCGUUAUGGCAAUUGCUUUCACAGUAAAUGUGUUCGGUGCUAGGUACUUGGAUUUGAUCAACAAAAUUUGUAUAUACUGGACUUCGGCUUCAGUUAUUAUCAUCAUUGUCACUCUUUUAGUAAUGGCAGAUGAUCGUCGAGAUGCCGAGUUUGUUUUUACUCAUUUCGAUGCCUCAGCAUCUGGUUGGCCUUCCGGCUGGGCUUGGUUCGUAGGACUUCUUCAAGCCUCCUAUACAUUGACCGGUUACGGAAUGGUCGCUGCCAUGUGCGAAGAAGUACAGAACCCUGAACGAGAAGUUCCCAAAGCUAUGGUACUAUCAGUCUUCGCUGCCGGUGUUACUGGAGUACUGUACCUAGUUCCUCUAUUAUUCGUACUCCCAGACGUAUCUUCAAUUCUCGGUCAAUUAAACGGCCAACCAAUCGGCUACAUCUUUAAAACAGUAACCGGUUCCGCAGCCGGUGGGUUCGGACUUCUUUUCCUCAUCCUCGGUAUUCUCUUUUUCGCCGGUGUUGGCGCUCUCACUGCCGCAAGUCGUUGCACCUAUGCCUUUGCACGCGAUGGUGCCAUCCCCGGUUCUCGUCUCUGGAAGCGCGUGCACCCUCAAUAUGAUAUUCCAUUAUGGGCUCUGGUACUCUCCACCGUCGUGGAUUGUAUUCUGGGAUGCAUUUAUUUUGGUUCCACGAGUGCUUUCAAUGCAUUCACCGGUGUGGCGACCAUUUGUCUGUCCGUUUCAUACGGCAUUCCCAUUUUGGUUAACCUUAUAAGAGGAAGACAGGCAGUAAAACAUGCUUCAUUCUCCUUGGGCAGGUUUGGUUUUGUUAUUAAUGCUAUUACUGUUGUUUGGAUUACCCUAGCCAUUAUCCUUUUCUGCAUGCCAACCGCCAUUCCUGUCACUCCUUGGCCCCCCAGUUGUUUCGGCUGA